AUGGGUUCUACGGGCCGGAAAGCCGUGGACGAAAUUAACCACUGGAUCGCUUACAUCGACUGCGCCCUUUCCCACCCGCACCCGCUUCCAAAAGGAAAACACAUUUUUCGUAGCGAUCUCAGUACUGUCCCGGAGGUGCGUGACAUCUACGACUGCUUGUACAAAUUGUACACAGAGGAGACUGCGUCGGCGCCCUUCAGGGAGCCAGUACACGCACUGGAUUUGGGUGUUUUCAACUACUACGAGGUGGUCAAGGAGCCCAUGUCGCUGCGAACCGUGUUGGAUCGCAUUGCCGAGGGUGGCCACUACUCCCAGGCUUCUCAGGUGUUAGCGGAUGUGGAAAAAAUUUGGAGCAACUGUGAGAAGUUUAACGGUGUUGACUCCGCACUUGCCGCAGACGCCAAAAAAUGUCAGGGGAUACUGACAAGGCUGCGGGAGCGACUGGCGGACGAGCAGCCGGCACCAAAUGCGGAGGUGGAUAAAGUAAUUAACGCCUUUGAGAGUGUGGAUGAGUCCGUUCUGGGUGCACUAGAGGAUUACUUCCGUAGGGAGGAUCCUUCACUUAUUCUGAGCAACGGGGACGUGGAUGUGGAGGCGCUGCGGGUUAAGCACCUGCGGGCCAUGAAAGCCAUUCUUGAGCGUGCGAUGAACGGCGGUGGUCUGUGA
Molecule: messenger RNA, 666 nt
Organism: Trypanosoma rangeli
Lineage: Eukaryota; Euglenozoa; Kinetoplastea; Trypanosomatida; Trypanosomatidae
Exons: 1
Coding region: 1-666 (221 amino acids)
Biological process (GO): chromatin remodeling; positive regulation of transcription by RNA polymerase II
Cellular component (GO): histone acetyltransferase complex
Molecular function (GO): protein binding; histone H3 acetyltransferase activity
Source: RefSeq, a predicted model, not a curated record